Symbiodinium pilosum is the source of this 3272-nucleotide messenger RNA. The record is from the annotation of a GenBank genome assembly. NCBI's taxonomy places the organism in Eukaryota, Dinophyceae, Suessiales, Symbiodiniaceae.
GAGACUCCAAAGCUUUCAUGGCCCUGCUCAAGAAUGCGGCUCGGGAUGUGGUGAUGAGGUACAUGCUGUCCUAUCCUCAGUUUGCGUACAGAUCCGGGGCUUCUACUUUGGAUGCCUACUGCGGACUACUGGGCGAGAAGAUUCCAUUGCUUAAAGGGGGGCUAAUGGUGGCCAUUGAUCUCAAGAAAGCUUUCGACAACGUCACCUAUCAGGAGAUGUAUAUGGCUCUCCGAGAGACUGGACUUGACGAGGCCCUGGUCAGACUGAUCGUGCAUGUGCACAUGGCUACUAGAUGUUCGGUUGUGUGUGGCUUGUUUGAGGGGUCCAGUGGUAUGUCCAAAGGCCUCAGGCAAGGCUGUCCAAUUGCACCGCUAGUUUAUCUGGCAUGGUCCAUCAGGUUUCUGCGGAUUGUCAAUCUUCGGUUGUCGGAGAGGUGGGAUCAGCAGCACGCCACUGUCUAUGCUGAUGAUAAACACCUUGCGUGGGAGAUUGAGAGUGUUGAGUCAUUGGACAGGGCUGUCAAAGAGCUUGGAGUGGUCAUGAGCGUGCUUGGAGAACUUGGCAUGGAAAUCAGCUUUGGCAAGUGUGAGGCGGUGCUAUCGCUGAAGGGCCUCAAACAACAGCAGGCCACGAAGAAGUACGUGAAGUUGCGCCAUGGAGUUCCGCAUCUGGUUGUCCGAACAGAUAAGGAGGUUCUCAUCCCCAUCAAGAAGGAGAUAGCCUACCUUGGAGUUCUGGUUUCGUAUGGCUCGUUUGAGUUCAUCACUGUGCAGCAUCGCUGCAGACAGUCUUGGUUGAGUUUCAAGUCUCUUGGAAGAGCAUUAAGAACCAACGGUGUGCUUUCCUUGUUAGAGAGGAUGCGCAUUUAUGUAGCUUGCGUGUGGCCAGUGGUUGAAUACGGGCUAAUCGGAGUGGGCGUGGACGGUCGUGGACUUCGGCUGAUUGAAAGCACAGUGGCUCAGCAGCUGCGCAAGGUUUUGCGAAUUCACGAACGAGGAGUUUCCAACCAGCAGGUUUUCGAGAGAGCCGGGUUAGAGCCUCGGAAUAUUCUGCAUGCGCGUUUGGCAGCCCAAGCACAGCGCGUCAUGGAAGCCGAGCCGCAGUCUGUUGUUUCGAGACAACGUAUGAGGGCAGUGCAAAUUCAGGAGUUCUUUCAGCGCACAGUUGAUUGCAGCGGCAGUACACUUACACCAGUAUCUGCGGCAAGUGGUUGUCCUUGUCCUGUCUGCGGUCUUUACUUUGAUUGCGAGGCUGGAGUUGCGCUACAUCUUCAACGGAGGCAUGCCGAGGUGCACAUGAGCUCCAAAAUUUCCUUUGACAGAGCCAAACAUACGGUUGACGGACUCCCAAAGUGCGUCUUCUGCCUGACCUUGCUUGGGGACAUGCAGGCGAUGGAGAAGCAUCUCGCGGCGGGCGGAUGUUCCGUUGUCAAGCAGGCUGUUGCGGAAGGACAAGACUUGGAGCAGCUUCGGUCGCCAUGUUGUUUGCUAUGUGGUCAGCGCGUGCUGGAUGUUCGCAGAAUCAAGACCCACUGGCAGGCGACACACAAAGCGGAGUGGGCUGCGCACUCGGCCAAUGCCGGCUAUGUUGAUGAAGGGUGUCCGGGAACGAAUUGGAGCUGCAUCACCCCAGGGCAAGACGCCACCCAGACCAACGCUGCCGAGAAGGAGCGAGCAGGCGUUCAGCAGGAGCGCAGCCGCUUCGGCUAUCAGUGCAGAACACCAGGCAGGGCCAGCUGUUUCGGAGAUGGACCGUGGCAGGGAAGUGGGCUCAUUGAGCACGACAGCACUCAAGCCUUCGAGACAAAGCAGAUGUCCUUCUUUGGCUCUCGCGCGAUUCCGUCUGAAGGUGUCGGGGAGGCGGAAGCCUUGUGGUCUCUCUUUUCUGGCUGGAGAUUCUCUCCUGUUCAAAGAGACUGUGCGGAGCUCAUUACUUUAGCGGUUGCUCAAAGAAGUGGCUUCUGGUCGGAGUGGGAGCAGUUCAAUUCGGCUGGGGCGAUCAGUGAUACUGGAGCUUGUCCACUUUUCAUUGAGCUGCCUGGGGACGGAGAGUUCCUACUGCAGGAUCUUGUGGAUAGAUGGAGCCGCCGUGACGCUGGCAGGUAUCUCACUACGUGUGGACCCCUACUGCUGCAGUUGGGUCGUAGCACUGAGUACGGCAAGAAUACAUGCGGAGUUGCAUUUGACUCUCCUGUUCUUUUCCCUGUGCUUGGCGAAGCUGGCGUUAUGCCCAGAUCCUACUCUGCUGUCUCAGGUGUGGUACAUGUUGGAGAGCGCGUUACGUCUGGGCAUUACCGGGAGCAGGAGAUGGCCUUCUGGGAUAUGUGGCAGAAAUCUCAGCGUUCCAGCAUGGACACUGAAGGCUCUACUGCCGCGGGCACGGAGGCACCGAACCAGGAGGAUGGGGCGUCGCAGCACCCAGAUGCAACUCCGUCGAAGUACGCCAAGCCCGCCUCGAAGGGUGCUGGACACAACAGCGGACGUGGCAAGGGCAAACGCUCCACUGACAAGGAUGGUGGAUCGAACCAGACCUGGCGUGACAAGUCUUCUUGGAGCUGGCAGGGAUCUGGCGGUUCAUCUGGUGGCCGCAUUCAGGCUCUCGAGAACCAGGUGCAAUGCCUCACCAGACUGGCCUUGCGCCAUGAGGAUGCUCUGGGGCUGCUACGCAGCGAGUUUUCCUUUGUCAUCCAUGCCAAGGUGAGCACUCCGACUUCGGUUGUCCGCACGCUGUUUACGAUGCAGCAAGAGUGGAGAAUGCUUCGUGAAAAGGACCCGUCCAAACUCACCGGACCCCUUCGCGUAGCGCUUCUUGGCUGUCUCUUUCGUGAACUUCAGUGCCGCAUGGAGCAGUUACUUCAGGACGAGAAAAUGCGGCAGACAUGGAUCGAUAUGGAGUGGCUCUCCCAGGAUGCUGGAUUCUUUCCGUACUUAAAGUACAAUCAGGAGACGAAGCGGCAUGAGCCUGAAAAAAUGCGACCAGGUCUUCCUACUCCUGUGCUCAGGGAGCAUAUCAGUGAGGUUGUGAAGAACAUUCCAGCCCAGGGUGCUUUGGCGAGGUAUCACCCUUUGCGGCCGCUAACAGAAACGAUGGCUGGGGAGUCACUGGUUUUUCUUCUCCAAACGGGGAUUGGAUCUGAUGCUGCCCAGAGUCUAAGCCUCCACCUUCGGACGCUGAUUGGGCGCAGCGUCACACAACUUUGUUCUUUCUCCACACAGGCAGAUAAGAUACAGCGUUCUGGCCUGGCCAUGCAGAUUUCUAAGAGCCUGCAGUAG